AUGUCCGUCCAAGAGCCUGAUAACCUGCCCUGGGACCCCAACUGUACGCGGUUUCCCUCGCGCAAGGAAUUACCCAAGCUGCCAGGUGCUCCGAAAGAUGCAGCCUGGGUUUGGGGCAAAGAUGAUGCGCUCGGCCGAUUGAAUCUCCUGACUCCUCAGCGAGUCAAGGCUGCGGCGGGUGACAUUCAGACCGGAGAAAUGGUUCGAUUGGACCUUCCUUUGAACGUCCCAGAGAACCCGGCAUUUGGACGUGAGCAGUUUCAACACCAUAUCAAAUGUCUCAUCCCCGGCGUCGCCUAUGACGAUACCUACACGCUGAACACGCAAAGCGGGACUCAAUGGGAUGGUUUCCGACAUUUCGCCCAUUUUGACACUCAGACCUUCUACAACGGGAUCACAGCCGCCGACAUAGUCGGCGACGAUGCCAACCACCGCUGCGGCAUCCAGGACUGGGCCAACCACGGCAUCGCCGGCCGCGGCAUCCUCCUCGACUACCGGCACUACGCGGAGACCCAGAACAACCACUACGACCCGUACACCGCGCACGCCAUCCCGUUCUCCGAACUACAAGCCUGUGCCGCCUCACAAGGCCUCGACCUCCGCCCAGAGUCACAAGGCGGCGACAUCAAAGUCGGCGACAUCCUCAUGAUCCGCUCCGGGUUCGUGCAGCGCUACCACGAGCUCAGUCCCGCUGCACGCAAGGCCGGCGCCGAGCGCCCCCCGGAGGACCUGCACUGGGCCGGUCUCAAGCAAGAGGACGCCACGCUGGACUGGCUGCACGAUUGCUACUUUGCCGCGCUGUGCGGCGACUCGCCGACCUUCGAGUGCUGGCCGCCUAUCCAGGAGAACGGGUACAUGCAUCAACAGAUCCUGGCGCUUUGGGGCAUGCCGCUGGGCGAGAUGUGGGAUUUGGAGACCCUGGCGAGGAAAUGUCGGGCUGCGGGCAAGUGGACGUUUUUCGUUACGAGUGCGCCGGCGAAUGUUGCGGGUGGUGUUGGCUCUCAUGCGAAUGCAACUGCAAUUCUGUAG
This is a messenger RNA of Aspergillus melleus, 1029 nucleotides long. RefSeq lists its product as uncharacterized. The record is from RefSeq and is a predicted model, not a curated record. Lineage: Eukaryota; Fungi; Ascomycota; Eurotiomycetes; Eurotiales; Aspergillaceae. Bases 1 to 1029 code for a protein of 342 amino acids. Gene Ontology annotation, molecular function: arylformamidase activity. The transcript is spliced from 6 exons.